AUGGACGAUGCAACUCAGCCCGCAACACAACCAUAUACAGACCCCAGACGCAGAGGCCUUAACAAUUCAGGGCUCGACCAGCAAGAAAUCACUGAUAUACUCUGCAUUUUGCAUCCAAAUUCGAUCGCUGCACACACUGCCGUGGCCACUACAGCUAGACGUAAUCCGCAGCACAUUUUACGAAGUGAUGAUGAUGAUGGGCUGGAAUAUGAUUCCGAUGACACCUCUCCUAUUGAAUCUAGCCGCGAUAUAGCUCUACGAUUCUCGUCCCACGUAAAGGAUCCUAGUGUAGGAUUCAGCUUUGGACGAAGUGCCCCCCGCUGUGACAUUAUCCUUACUCCAAAUGAUAACGAAAAGAGAAUAUCUAAUUCUCAUUUUCGCAUUUAUCUCAAGCCCGAUGGGAUUUUGAUGCUUGAGGACAUUUCAAUGAAUGGCACGAUCGUCGAUAACACAAUCAUUCGAAAGGACAAAAGAGGCGGCGCUCCGACCACCCAAAUGCUUAUUCACGGGUCAAUAAUACAAGUCGUCGGCAGUGAUGUUUCCGCUAGUAUCAAGUUCAUUGUUCGCGUUCCUUCGCGCGAUGAGUAUCAAGCUCAAUAUAACCAAAACUUAUUGCAGUAUCUGGAUAGAGUUCGACAAGCCACCAAAAAACCCGAAGGCGAGCCGCGUCGAGAUCUACAAAAUUUCAUGAUCCCUCAGCAAAUUAGUAAUUUCCACGGCAUGCGCUGGAAUGGUGGCCCGAAGUACAACGUUGCCGGGCAGAUAGGCAAAGGCGCUUUUGCUACAGUGUACAAACUUGCUACUAAGAACGACGGGGCCUUGUUCGCCUGCAAAGAGCUUGAUAAACGCCGGUUAAUGAAGAACAAUAUUCUCGACCACAAGGUUGAUAGUGAGAUGAGGAUUAUGAAAGGUCUAGAGCAUCCUAACAUUGUCCAAUUUCACGAUUAUCACGACCAUGAGAAUCGAUGGCUCUAUAUCAUCAUGGAAUACGUUGGAGGUGGCGAGCUCUCUGCUUUGUUAGGGCAAAUGGUUCGACUCCCCGAAGAUAUGGUCAAAACCAUUGCGAGGCAGACCUUGCACGCAUUGCAAUACCUCCACAGUCGAAAGAUCACGCAUCGCGAUAUCAAACCGGAUAAUAUUCUCAUCGCUUCAAUAGAACCACUCAGGAUAAAGCUCUCCGACUUUGGUCUUUCGAAGGUCGUGCAAGAAGAGACUUUUAUGAAAACGUUCUGUGGAACUUUAUUGUAUUGCGCUCCCGAAGUAUAUCCAGAAUAUGAGGAUUACAAACGAAAGGAAGCCCGGAAGCGACGUCGGCUCGGUGACCCAUUGCCGAAGACUUCUCCUUAUGAUCAAUCGGUUGAUAUGUGGUCGUUUGGAGCCGUAUUGUUUCACAUUCUUUCCGGUAGCCCUCCGUAUAUGGGACGGGGAGAUGAUAGAGGCGCCCAAAUGCUGCGCAAUAUCAUGACUACAGAAGCAGACUAUAACUUGCUGCGGAAAGUAGGGGUAUCUGAUGAAGGAAUAGAUUUCAUUUCUAAACUCCUGAAUCGUGACCCUAAGGCUAGGCCCAAAGAGUCAGCCUGCUUCAAGCACCCAUGGCUUAUUGAUGUCCCGGAUGAGUUCGAUUAUAUGGAAAUCGAUGAGGCAGCAGAAGAGGAGGUCAAUGCUGACCUAAAGGCUAUAGUAGAAGUCAGCGAGCCAGAAUCCAGUGAAUAUGAGCGACUUGACGCCUCCGGAAUCGACUUGAACGAUGUGACUCAUGACCCGUUCUCCGAAGAAAGUGAAGAUGAAGAUCACCCGUCCUCAGAACCUAUUAACAUUAAAAGGCCAAGAGUGACAGAAGAACAAGAAGGAAGCCAACUUGCCGCGCCCCUUUUUCCACAAAGGAUUCCAUACCCCUCGCUGCCAAACAUAUCCAGCUACGACUUUGGUUCCAGCGUUCAUCUUGAAUCCACGCCGACUGGGCGCCGUCUCUUUGGCGAGAUCACUCCGACUGCCCUUCGAAGCUCGGGAGCUAUCGGUCCGAAUAUCCAAAUCCCAAUGGAUGGGCCCCAAUUUCAGCGGGAAUUUGGCAGCGUGUCCAAGAGCGACUAUCCGUCAACCAACGGUAAGUCCAGCUCUCAUGGAUAUAGUCUUCACACUACCACCCCAUCCAACUAUCUCCUUUCGGAGAUGGAAUCAAGGCUUGGAAGGUCAGCAUCCAGUUUAAUGGGUGCUGAGGCACUCGUGGGCAACCUAAGUAUGGGGUCCUUCGACGGCGCAUCCACUUCUCCCAACAGUGACAAUCCAACAUUCUCAGAGGAAGAAAAGAACGAGACCUCUCCUAGUCGUGUGGAUGACUCCGAGGGGAACGAUGUUGCUGACGUGGAAAAUGAUUCGAACAAGGAAGAGGAGCAGGUCGCCCGGCGUAGUCGUAUACAACCCGUUUUCUCGCUCGGCCAACCUAUCCCAAAUCAAAGCAUAAAACCUACCCGAAAGGCCCAUUCGUCGCACGAAUUGCACGUCCGGGACGAGUCUUUCAGCCAGAAUAGCGAAGACCACGAUGCCUCUUGGGUAGAACUUGCCUGCACAAUUGACGAGCGCACAGGACAGGAAAUCCGACCUUCUACAGCAUCCGAUCUGCACCACGAAACCCAUAGCUUGCAUGCUAUUGAUGAUCAUUCCCAGUCCACGACCAAACCAUUGAAUGGAAGCCGGAAUACGAGCAACGCUAUAAAACCUUUCACCAUCUUAGGCAAACUGACUCCCGUCCCUGGCUCUAUCACAGAUCAGUGCAUUAUACUUCACUCGCGCAUGACAUCCUGGGGUCGCGGCACUUCAAACACAAUUCGUUACCCCGAUCCCAUGGAUGUUCGCAUUCCAGCGUAUGCGCUUGAAUUGACAUUCUGGGCACCCGCCAUCGAAUCACGUAUCGAUGCAGGCGAAGACUGGCUCCAGAUGACCGACGUGGCCACUGUUGUCUCGACCAAGGCGAGCAAGCGCAUUUGGGUGAAUGAUGUGGAUUUACAGAGGGAAUCCCCGGACGGCGAUGCCUAUCUCUUUGGAAAGGUGUAUACGGGCGAUAUAAUCACAGUGUAUCGCUGCCGAGACGAAUUCCUGCAAUAUCGUUGCGAGUUUUUCCAUGGAGAUAGUGCUCAGACGCGACCUGAAAAUGAGGAGAAAUUUCUGAUUGAAAAAACGGCGAAGAGUCGCAGUGAUGCCGCUUUGAAGCCCGUUCCAAGCGUCACCGUGUCAACAGUCGCAGGCGCGUACUCGGAGAGCGACCUCUAA
Messenger RNA from Uncinocarpus reesii 1704, 3267 nucleotides. RefSeq lists its product as uncharacterized. Bases 1 to 3267 code for a protein of 1088 amino acids. NCBI's taxonomy places the organism in Eukaryota, Fungi, Ascomycota, Eurotiomycetes, Onygenales, Onygenaceae. Gene Ontology annotation, biological process: peptidyl-serine phosphorylation; autophagy. The transcript is spliced from 3 exons. Gene Ontology annotation, cellular component: cytoplasm. Gene Ontology annotation, molecular function: ATP binding; protein binding; protein serine/threonine kinase activity. The record is from RefSeq and is a predicted model, not a curated record.